Stegastes partitus (bicolor damselfish) is the source of this 858-nucleotide messenger RNA. RefSeq names its product homeobox B1b (gene hoxb1b). The transcript is spliced from 2 exons. The record is from RefSeq and is a predicted model, not a curated record. Lineage: Eukaryota; Metazoa; Chordata; Actinopteri; Pomacentridae. Gene Ontology annotation, cellular component: nucleus. Gene Ontology annotation, molecular function: DNA-binding transcription factor activity, RNA polymerase II-specific; RNA polymerase II cis-regulatory region sequence-specific DNA binding. Gene Ontology annotation, biological process: regulation of transcription by RNA polymerase II. The coding region runs from base 1 to 858 and encodes 285 amino acids.
AUGAACUCCUACUUAGACUACCCCGUGUGCAACCGGGGGGCGAAUAUUUUCAGUGCCAAGGCCGGAUAUCACAACCUCAACCAUGGAUACAUGUCGUCCAACUCGUGCGCAACAAGUGAUACUUACGCACCGGACGGUCGUUUAGUGGCCGCGACCUCUACGCCCCUCCAGACUCCGAGCCUCCCUCUGCACCAUCAGACCCACGUCAACUUGGACCUGCAGUUUGCAGCGCCGGGGAACUCCAUGUACGGCCCACCUCUGGAGUACGGACAUCACCAGUACGGCCUCGCUCCCGAGCAGGACCGGAGCUUUAUCCAGGUUUCGCCCCUCGGGACAAACAUGACUCCUUACACCGGGGACAGCUGCGGGCCUGGGGUCGCACCGAGCACCCAGUACCUGCACUUUGGGGAUCAGAGGCAGCAAGAAUAUUCAGAACGCGUUUACACGAGGUUACCGGCCCGGUGCAAGGAGAAGGAUUUGGAGCAUGCAGAGGAAAGUUCGAAAACUUUCGACUGGAUGAAAGUGAAGAGGAAUCCUCCGAAAACAGCUGUCCUGUCGGAGUUCGGGGUUCCCGGCCAGCACAACGUGAUCCGCACCAACUUCACCACGAAGCAGCUGACCGAGCUGGAGAAAGAGUUCCACUUCAACAAAUACCUGACGCGGGCACGGCGGGUGGAAGUGGCGGCCAGUCUGGAGCUCAACGAGACGCAGGUGAAAAUCUGGUUUCAGAACCGCAGGAUGAAGCAGAAGAAGAGGGAGAAGCUGGGCUGCGUGUUGGUCAGCGCCCCGGCACCUGUGGAGAAACUCUGCGGCUCUGACAGCUCUCCAAAGGCAAAGGGGAAAAACUGUGAACCUUAA